Molecule: messenger RNA, 1212 nt
Organism: Perkinsus marinus ATCC 50983
Lineage: Eukaryota; Perkinsozoa; Perkinsida; Perkinsidae
Product: tRNA-dihydrouridine synthase A, putative
Exons: 6
Coding region: 1-1212 (403 amino acids)
Biological process (GO): tRNA dihydrouridine synthesis
Molecular function (GO): tRNA dihydrouridine synthase activity
Source: RefSeq, a predicted model, not a curated record
AUGGUGGAUGUGUCCGAUCGGGAUUUCCGUAUGUUCAUGCGGCUCCUAAGCAGCAAAUGCGAGGUGUGGACAGAGAUGCUGGUAGACCAGGCCUUGGUCCAUAACGAGGAUAUCCCCCGACAGCUUGAGAAGAUCAUAGGCUUCACUGAGGCGGAGCAUCCUAUAGUGUGCCAACUUGGGGGCCAUGACCCCAGCAAGUUGGCAGCAGCUGCCCGGAUUGCUCAUCGUCGGGGCUAUGAUGAAGUCAACCUCAACGUCGGCUGUCCGAGCUCUCGAGUAGCCGGUCAUGGCCUCAUGGGAGUCGCGUUAAUGAAGACGCCCGAGUUGGUCCGGGACUGUCUGCGUACGCUGGAUGAUGAAGUUCCUCAUGUUUCUAUCAAAACACGUCUUGGUGUCGACGAUCUCGACACAGAAGAAUUCACUCGGUCUUUUCUCGGCACCAUUUUACCACCUCUCGCCAGCUCUGCCGCUCAGCAGCCUUAUCGUGUUAUAAUGCACUGCCGAAAGGCUUGGCUCCAAGGCCUUUCUCCCGCUGAGAACCGUACUGUCCCACCACUGGACUAUCCCCGUGCCUGCAGGGUUUUAGGGGCCUUCGGAUCAAGAGUAAGAUGGACCCUCAAUGGUGGCAUCGAGACGCUGUGGCAGGCGAAAGACGUCCUGACCAGCGAAAUAGCACCGGCCAAUCUCGAAGGCGUUAUGAUAGGACGGGCAGCAUAUAAUAACCCUUGCAUGCUUCAUGAUGCUGAUGUCUACCUCUAUGGUUGUGAUGAAAACCCGGUCUCUGCCGAGUCUCGAGGAGCAUUACUCGAGGCCUAUGCAGACUAUCUACACGAUCGAUAUCCUCUCGAGAGUGACUCUCCCCUCACGCCAGGGACGUUCGCGACUUCUCUGAAACCGACUCUCGGUACAUUUGCGAACAAGUCAGGCAACAGAAUGUACCGUCACACUAUAGACGGCCUGAUCAAGGCCCACAAGCGAGACCGCGAAGUCGGCCCAGGAGAUGUGGUCCGAAUGGCCAUGAGAGAGAUGCCAGAGGAGCUCCUCUGGGAACCACUGCCUUCUACAGUUGACAUUGAGGAGGCUGAGAGGGCCGAACGACAGCGGAUGGUCGACUGGCAGCGUCAGGAGCUCGAUCGGCGACGGAUCCAAUACGCGAAGAAAGAGGCCACUCAGCGGGCUCGGGUGGUGGCUGCCAAAGCUGCUGGUACUUGA